AUGAAUGUGCACCACAUCACUAGCAAGAAUUUCAUCAACUAUGGGAAAGGAUCUGAUUUCCAUGAGAUUUUUGAUGUUUUCGGUGUUGGUAUUUUUAAUUUGGAUUCCAAUGAAUGGAAACAAGAGAGGGCACUACUUCAUUCAUUGCUAAAAAGUAAAAGCUUUGAGAUUUUCCAUCAAAAUAACAUUCAAAAGAAGCUAGAGAAUUGUCUAUUACCUCUUCUUGAACUUUCAUGCAAAGGUGUACAAGUAAUUGAUUUACAUGAUAUUAUUGAGAGGCUUUCCUUUGACAUCACCUGUGCCUUUUUAUUUGGAUUUGAUCCAAAUUCCCUUCCUUACAACUUCAAUGAAUUUUCAGAUGAUGCUUAUGUAAAAGCCAUUUCUGUGCUUGAUGAUACGCAUUUGUUGAGACACUGUAUUCCAAAAUGUAUUUGGAAGGUACAAAAAUGGCUACAAAUAGGUAAAGAAAGGAAGAGAAAGGUAGCUCAAGAAAGUAUUCACCAAUUCUUGUACAAGUGUAUAACUUACUCGGAAGGCGUGGAUGAAUAUCAUCCAUGCUUGCUUAAAGAAUUGAUGAAAAGAGGCAUGGUUGAGAAGCAUUAUCUUAGAGACACUGCACUCAAUCUCCUGGCUGCAGGAGAUGGAACAAUAAGUUCAGGUCUCAGUUGGUUCUUUUGGCUUGUUUCAACUCAUCCUAUUGUGGAAGCUAAAAUCAUUCAAGAGAUCAAAGAUAACUAUUUAGGACAAGAGGAGAAUUCUAUUACAAAUUUAAGCAUAGAACACCUUGAUAAGCUAGUGUAUCUUCAUGGAGCUAUAUGUGAAGCCUUAAGGCUUUAUCCACCUGUUCCAUUUGAGCACAAGUGUGCAGUCAAAUCUGAUGUACUACCUAGUGGACACCAUGUUAGUCCCAAUACAAAGUUAAUAUAUUCUUUGUAUGCAAUGGGAAGGACGGAAGAAAUAUGGGGAGAUGAUUGCUUGGAAUUUAAGCCAGAGAGAUGGAUAUCAGAUAAAGGACAGAUUAUACAUGUACCAUCUUACAAGUUCAUAGCAUUCAAUGCCGGUCCAAGAAGUUGUAUUGGAAAAGGUAUUAGCCUUCUUCAAAUGAAAAUGGUUGCGGCUGCUAUGUUGUGGAGGUUUCACAUACAUGCUGUGGAAAGUCAAUCUGUAACACCAACGAUUUCUACUGUUCUUCGCAUGGAGCAUGGCUUUAAGGUCAAAGUUAGUAAAAGAUGCAUCUGA
Molecule: messenger RNA, 1239 nt
Organism: Lathyrus sativus (Indian pea)
Lineage: Eukaryota; Viridiplantae; Streptophyta; Magnoliopsida; Fabales; Fabaceae
Source: the annotation of a GenBank genome assembly